AUGUGCCAACAACACCAAAACCAAGGCCACGAUGGGGCUCCCGCCGCCUCACCCCAGUCAGAUACCAACACCCGGCCUCGCUACAAUGACUCCUUCCCCUGGCAUCUCGGCGCCUUUGACGCCCACUGCCAUCCCACCGACACCAUGAGCUCCAUCGCCUCUCUCGCCACUCUCAACGCCCGAGCUCUCGCCAUCAUGGCCACCCGCUCGCAGGACCAGCAUCUCGUUGCGCAAGUCGCAGCCGAGCAUGGCGUUUCCGACUCAGACUCGCCUUUGAACCAUGGAGACGACUCAAUCUUGGAUGGUCCAGCUAGCAAAAGGACAUGCAGAGUCGUUCCGGCGUUUGGCUGGCAUCCCUGGUUCUCAUACCAGCUCUACGACGACACCGCCUCCAACCACAGCUCUCCCAAUUCAAAUCCAGAUAACGCUACAUCUACGACGGAAGACGCCUUCAGGAUUGCUCACUACAAAGCCGUCCUCUCACCCACUCCCAAAGACCCAUCCUUCCUCUCCUCCCUCCCCCCUCCAACCCCCUUAUCCUCAUUCAUCGCAUCCACCCGCAAACACCUCACUUCCUUCCCCCACGCCCUCAUCGGCGAAAUAGGCCUCGACAAGGGCUUCCGUCUCCCGCAGCAAUGGCUCCCCGACGACGCCUCUUCUCGCGACGAGGGCCUCACCCCCGGUGGGCGCGAGGGCCGGCUCCUCAGCCCGUACCGCGUGCAGAUGCAGCACCAGCAGGCUGUUUUGCAGGCCCAGCUACGGCUUGCGGGCGAGACGGGGAGGGCAGUCAGCGUGCAUGGCGUGCAGGCUCACGGCGUGCUGUACGACACAAUAGCAGCGUGUUGGAAGGGCCAUGAGAAAAAAAUUCUCUCCCGGAGAGAGAAGAAGCAGAUUGCUCCGGGAGCCGAAGAAAGCAGCAGCUCCGACGAUGACGACAAUGAAGAUGAAAAUGGAAACGAAAAGGAGCCCAAGCAAAAGAACAAGACAGCACGCGGCAAACCCUUCCCACCGCGAAUAUGCCUCCACUCCUACAGCGGCAGUGCCGAUACCCUCAAACAGUGGUUCCAUCCCGCAGUGCCCUCCCAAAUCUUCGUCUCCUUCUCCACGGCCGUCAAUCUGGGCACCGACAGCGGCAGGGCAAAGCUCGAGGGCGUCGUGCGUGCCGUGCCGGACGACAGGAUCCUCGUCGAGAGCGACUUGCACAUGGCGGGCGAGGAGGCCGAGGCGAUGCUGGAGGACAUGUAUCGGCUGGUGUGUGAGAUUAAGGGGUGGGAUCUGGAGCCAGGGGUGAGGACAAUAGGGAAGAAUUUUCAAGACUUUAUAUAUGGAUAG
Messenger RNA from Trichoderma atroviride IMI 206040, 1332 nucleotides. RefSeq lists its product as uncharacterized. The record is from RefSeq and is a predicted model, not a curated record. Gene Ontology annotation, molecular function: hydrolase activity, acting on ester bonds. NCBI's taxonomy places the organism in Eukaryota, Fungi, Ascomycota, Sordariomycetes, Hypocreales, Hypocreaceae.